GGCCUCGCUCCCUUCCCAGCCAUCACACACAACGAUCUUGCUCUCUCAUCGGGACAAGAAGCACACAGUAGAUCGAUCACGAGUGCAAACCACCCCAGCCAUGGCUUGGAGUUCCAGCAGCACCACCAUGUCCUCGCUUCUCCUCAUGGCGCUGCUGCUCUCCUGCAGCGGCAUGAGCGGCGCGGCGCGGUUGCUGGAGGAGGCGCCGCCCAAGGAGGAGUACCCGCACCCUGCUGUGCCGGAGUUGCCCAAGCCCCAGCUGCCGCCGCACCCUACCGUGCCUGAGCUGCCAAAGCCCGAGGUGCCACCCCACCCCGCCGUCCCGGAGAUGCCCAAGCCUGAGGCGCCGCACCCCGUGCCAGAGCUGCCCAAACCUGAACUGCCUCCUCACCCAACCGAGCCAGAGCUGCCCAAACCUGAGGAGCCGCACCCCGUGCCAGAGCUGCCCAAGCCCGAACUGCCUCCUCACCCUACCGAGCCCGAGGUGCCGCACCCUGUGCCGGAGAUUCCGAAGCCUGAACUGCCACCUCACCCUACUGAGCCUGAGCUGCCAAAACAUGAGGAGCCGCACCCGGUCGCGCCAGAGCAGCCAAAGCCCGAGCUCCCUCCUCACCCCACCGUGCCAGAGCACCCGACCGUGCCGGAGCUGCCAAAGCCCGAGCUGCCUCCUCACCCCACCGUGCCGGAGCUGCCAAAGCCCGAGCUGCCUCCUCACCCCACCGUGCCGGAGCUGCCGCACCCAGAGGUGCCGGAGGAGCCAAAGCACGAGCUGCCACCGAAGCCAGAGGAGCACUACCCGGAGCCGGCGGAGGCGAAACCAUGAGCGGAGAUUGCAGACAUAGUCAUCUAUUGAUCUAUAUUCUAUCAUUUUACGCCCGUGCAUGUUGUGUCUAUGCACAGUUAUGUGUAUGAGUUCUGAUGCUGUAUUGCUGUGUGCUUUGCUUAUUACGAGAGCUUGCUUGUGAUGAGCUAGUUAGCGCUGCGCUUUCAGCUAGGAGAGAUCUGUGCUUCACCGUAUGUAUAUCUUUUGUAUGAAUAAAAGAGUUCUAUCACAUUCUUGAGAGUUG
Messenger RNA from Setaria italica (foxtail millet), 1067 nucleotides. Its product is annotated as proteoglycan 4. NCBI's taxonomy places the organism in Eukaryota, Viridiplantae, Streptophyta, Magnoliopsida, Poales, Poaceae. The transcript has a single exon. The record is from RefSeq and is a predicted model, not a curated record. Bases 101 to 823 code for a protein of 240 amino acids.